GGGCUCACCGUUUUUCUUCAUCAGUCUCGCGGAACGGCAGCAGCACAAAACGUCAUUCACUCUCAUUUUUAUAUUUUUCCAACCAACCAGUCGUCGCCUACCGAAAGUGUUAAUUUUCGUGCUUUUCCGGGAGUUAAACCGCGUCCCGGGUGUCCGCCACGGUCUGCCAACCGCUCGUAGUCGCGAAAUGUGCUGAUAUCGAUUGGAAUCCGAUCCCCCCAGAGUCCGAAUAUUUUUGUGAUAUUAGCGUUUAGCCAGGCGCGCGGAAGGUCGGAGGAGCAGCAGAAAGGUGCAGAGCAGUGUUCUCCCGUUUUUCCAUUCAUCAUCAAAACAACACCAUUCUGGACCACUGUGCAGUGUGUGAGUGAGCAGCAGCGUUGUGAAAAAUAUAAGGAAGGAAGCAAACACGAGAAAAUUACAUAAAGAAAACCGAAAAGGAAACCCGGAGGAUUUUCUGCGAGGUGCUGCCUGGUUCGCGCGGUUGCGGGGAAAAACGGAUUAAAACAGCUGACCGGUUAUUCAACUGCGUGAACCGCAAGAGGACUGGCCGGAGUUUAUCCUCUCCGUCGCGUUCCCGUUCAGCAAAUUCUCUGAGGAACCCAAGAGGAAGGGCACUGCCUGUGUGCGUGUGACGAAGCAGAAUGUCCACUCCUGCCCGUAGACGUCUGAUGCGAGAUUUCAAAAGACUCCAGGAAGACCCACCGACCGGAGUUUCCGGUGCUCCCACAGAUAACAACAUCAUGAUCUGGAAUGCCGUAAUAUUCGGCCCACACGACACACCGUUUGAAGAUGGCACCUUCAAACUGACGAUAGAGUUCACUGAGGAGUAUCCGAACAAACCGCCAACCGUACGCUUUGUAUCAAAGAUGUUCCACCCGAACGUGUACGCAGAUGGCGGUAUCUGUCUGGACAUUCUACAGAAUAGAUGGAGUCCAACGUAUGACGUUUCCGCUAUUCUAACUUCCAUACAGUCACUACUUAGCGAUCCUAAUCCUAAUUCACCUGCAAACUCAAUGGCGGCACAACUAUAUAAGGAAAACCGCAGAGAAUACGAAAAGCGAGUAAAAGCAUGUGUCGAGCAGAGUUUUAUCGACUAGCCCCUUUCUCCCGCAAAGUGUCGUGCCCUUCGGUGUAAGAAUCCUCGUGUAGGGAACCUUCAUUACGGCCCUAACUUCCUUUCACUUUCCCGUCGCUGUUUCCCGGUGUCUUUUCCGUUCAGUUAAAAUUUGGACAGUCCAAUGGUAGUCUUCAAAUCUGCGAAUCAUUUCCAUAUUUUAACUAGAUCUUCUCUUCUGCGAGUAGAAGCUAUUAGUAGCAGACGGCGUCAAAACACAGCUGCGAACACCUAUCCGAGAACUCAAAAAAUGCCAGCCACAAAAGAUAACUACUAACCGCAAGUACUAAUAAAGGAAAAUAUUAAAAUCGUACAGUUAUGAGAAAAUAUUACGCUGUAAAAACAUUUAUUUGACAUUGUUCCCUUUCGGCAGAUGUUAAGACGAACAGAAAAAAAAGUUAAUAUAAAUAAUAAAACCAUACAUAAAUGUACCGACUACAAGGUGUUUAAUAUUAAUAAACAAAUCCUACAAUGAUAUGUAUGACCACACUCUCACACACACACGCAAGAUAACUACUGCAAAAACAAAAAAAGAAAAUUAUCAAGGAUAACAGUGAACACUAAGUAGAAGAAAAAUCGGAUGACCUACUUUCAAGAAACACUUACUGAAGUGAAAUGUGAAAUAAUAAAAUUCAAGUCUUAUUUAAACCAUAAAAGUUUAAUUUAAAAGUAAACUUAUUGUACUGCAAAAACUCAAGAAAAAAAAUAGUAAAAUAAAGCAUAUGAAAAAUGUCA
Aedes albopictus (Asian tiger mosquito) is the source of this 1849-nucleotide messenger RNA. It is a transcript of the gene Ubc6, whose product is annotated as ubiquitin-conjugating enzyme E2-17 kDa. Lineage: Eukaryota; Metazoa; Arthropoda; Insecta; Diptera; Culicidae. Gene Ontology annotation, molecular function: ubiquitin conjugating enzyme activity. The record is from RefSeq and is a predicted model, not a curated record. Gene Ontology annotation, cellular component: HULC complex. Bases 642 to 1097 code for a protein of 151 amino acids. The transcript is spliced from 4 exons. Gene Ontology annotation, biological process: DNA repair; protein polyubiquitination; proteasome-mediated ubiquitin-dependent protein catabolic process.